Molecule: messenger RNA, 4457 nt
Organism: Exophiala oligosperma
Lineage: Eukaryota; Fungi; Ascomycota; Eurotiomycetes; Chaetothyriales; Herpotrichiellaceae
Exons: 1
Coding region: 243-4205 (1320 amino acids)
Source: RefSeq, a predicted model, not a curated record
ACUCCAUAGGAGCACAGCAAGACGCACCCUCGUUUACUACUGGCCAUUCAUUGUUGUUCGCUUGACUCUGUCGAUUUCUUCUAGAACCUGGUCACCAUCUCGCGCCUGGCUACAAAGGUUGGAACGCCUGGGCCUAACGAACGUUUUCCCCGUCUUCGCUCCGCAAUGAUCGAAUUGUCGCCAGAGCGCAGCAAGCUGCGAUAGCACGACAAAAUCACCUGCACCCAUGGGCAGGUGCCUGAAUGUCGACUUCUACUUCGAGACCUCCCGAUGGCCCAGCUGCCACCAGGGUCUCAGAAGAUCAUGUUGACCAGCGCAAGCCAUCGCCACUUCCAACCUUCCGUUCUGUCCACGAUCCUGCCAGAGAGACAGCAAGGCCAGACUCCUUGACAUCGGGCUCUCACAACUACAUAGACGACAAUCAUCACGCCGACCAUGAUCGCAGCCACGUAUCAGAACGAUUCUCCGUUGGUAGCAGCAUAGGGAGUGAUGGAUCGAAAGGGAAGGAAAAAGAAAGAGAAAGGGGAAAAGAGAAUGUGUCCGCCUCAUACCAGAUACCACGCAAUUCUGGGGGCUUUCUGCUCGAGCCUGUCGCGAAUGCGAAACGAGGAUCGCGGGCUUUAGUGACACCUUCUCACAGCGAAUCUAGGAGGAAGAGAGACAGCACAGACUCGGAGCUGUCUGUCUCCAAACGAAGAUAUAGGAACAAUGUCAAUCUGAACCCCUCUUUCAGAAGCUCGCCUUUGGCUAGCGAGUUCAAAGAAGAACCCGUCGUACACAACCAGUCAACCUCCGAUUCUUUGAUUCCGGGUACGGACAUCCGGAGGUCGUUGUCUUCAUCUCAACAUGAGCCUCGAACGAAUGGAAGUACGACAUCACACUCCCGCGAUGGCGAGGUUCAAUCAUCUCGUGGUGCGAGCUUGGGCUAUGACCAGGACCCGGCGCAGAUUGUACAGAUGGCACUUAGCUUGAGCGAAGGUCGACGGAGGCUGGCUUCAGGUCGAAGAUAUGUCUCGUUGGAUCAAGGUGAACGUCGUGUGAUUUCCACUGCGUCAACGAUCGAUCCCAGGAAUACAGUGAAAAGGAAAAGUAUUGCUCCCUUCCUGGCGACGAACAGACAGAAUUCGAGAACUGGGUCGCCAAAAGCGAGACAGGCCAGUCGCCGACCCGAGUCGAAGGAUCCCGCAUUGGACGAGGAUCUUAUCGACUUUGACACUGAGAUGCCCGAUCAAAUAUCGCCAGCUACGAUGACGCGUGUGGAGAAAGCAAAGCUGUACUUCGAACUUGCACACGAGCAUCGACGACUCCUCUCACACCUACCACCGAUCCGCAGACCUGGUGUCCCGCCACUAUCGUCCGAAGCCGAAGCAUUGCAGAAAGCAUACAACCCUCUCCAGUACGUCCGCAAUCGCAAACUGCGCAUUUGGGAAAAGACGUCAUUUGACAGCGAGGCGGAUGGCUGGCACGAUGUCGAGAAGGUUCGGGCCUGGGUAGAUGCUGUAAUCUCGAGCCAUACAGAGACUCAGCAUGAUCCUCUAGAAUGCGUUCGUCUACCUCCACUUGAUCAGAAAGGAGCAGCUCCGGAUGAUCAAGAACAAGAAGACUCCCCGGUUGAGCCAAAAAGUGCCACCUCCCCCAGAAUACAGGACCCUUAUCUGUCCAAACCGACUCGGCCGCGUUCUGACUGGGUCACUCAUCCUGCUGAUCUCCUCGCAGACGCAUAUUGGCUGGAGCAAGGCUUGAACAAAAUGAAGAUCCAAGAUCGUGACAAUAACCUGAUAUAUCCUCCAAACACUCACUUUAAAUUUUCUGGUUGGCGGCAUGACACUCCCAUAGACAUUCCGUCUACGCUACAGCAACGGCACUCCCCCCCUCAACAGGAGUCGGAACCGGUGGCGACGGAUGACAUUCCUCCUUCUGCUUUACCAGAGCUUCCCACAUUCAAGUCCGCCCAUUAUGUGGACAAGCAUCCACGCAGAAGCAAAUUCAGAGGGUCUUUACAGGUCAAAGAAUCAGACAGUUCGAGGGAACGCUCACGCAUACGGCACAAGCUGUUCCACGAUAGCGACUCUGAUGGAUCGGAGUUGUCGUCUUCGGAACAAAAUAGUACUGAACGUGGUCGUAGGCGGCUCAGGCGCAAACGGCUACAUUCUCCUCUUGGUAAAGAUCAGGACGCACCUCGCAGCAGCUCACCCUCCAAACAGUCUCCUCACAUCAAUGAUUCCAGCCAGCCAUCGUCGGCUGUGAAUUCGAAAAGAUCCUCUGUAGACCACUCGGCCUUGACCAAAAUCCUCAAGGUUGAAAAUCUGAAGAAAGCUUCACCUCUCAACCGAUCCCGCAAUAGGGACGAAUCGUCUCGUCCCACAUCCAUGAGAGGACCAAUGCGUUCAAGUCUGGACCAAGAGCGAGCCCCACGAGCAUCUAGCGACUACGAUACUGCCACUGCUCAGAAUUCGCCUGCCGUUCCGCAUUGGCCAAGCAUUGCAAUCAAUCUUUCACCUCCUCCAAGUCGAAGCUCGUCGCCAACAAGGAAGCACAUGUCCUCAAUCCUUCACCCUUUCCACCGCAAGCAAGAUUCGAAGGAGGUUGAGCACAUCAGCGCUACUGAUUUUGCGCGUGGUCCAUCAGUGCAGCCAAAUCAAUCUGCAGGUGAAAUCAAGUAUCAUUCAGACAGUAACGGUUCGCGUGGCACUAGCCCAAUGACGAGAGGUAUGAGUUCAGUGUCAAGACCUGGGACCGAAUCUACGCAUACCGACGACUUAGGUCCGCUACUCUCGGGCGACAAUAAGUCUCUUUCCAUCAGUAAGGUUACAACCCGCUCGGCAGGUACUGUUGGAAGUGAUCAUUCCAAGUUACGCGGGAUCUUCAAGGGUGGUCGUAUCGCCGAGCUUGUUGGUAAUGAAGUCUCUAGAGUUGGGGAUUUCAUCUGGAAGCGUGAUCCCCCUCCAUCUGACAGACAUAGGCCAUCAAUGUCUGACUCUAGUCUUCGCUCAUAUCGUGGUGGUUCAGAUUCGGAAAAGGAGACGAAUGUCAAUGGCAUCGUCAUAAAACAACCCCCACCUAUGCACCCACGAUCAAGGUCAUCGACUGUGUCAAGCACCAAAAGUGAACGCCUUUCGCCAACAGUUUCGCGGCUCAGCCCAACUGCCAGUGGCCGACCUCAAUACAACAAUCCCAACCUCCCAAGCUUCGUGUCACCCUUUCAAAGGGAUAGGGAACAGCAGCAACGGAAACAAGCAUUGUCGCCUGGUGCUGAUGGCGUCAGGAUGGAUAGUACAGAUCGUAUUUCCCGACUUGCAGCGCAACAUAGGUCUUCGUCUCAUUCGCCGCGUCUUGGUCGACUGGCUCUGCCUAAGCUCGACACAGGAAAUGCAAUGCCACCGAGCGACCUGGAUCGGAAGCAGAGCUACGGCUUCGGAGCGGCUAUUGACCUAAGUCGAUCCCGAGACGCAUCGGAGCUAUUGAACAAUGCUCUCGGUGCAACGACAGGCUUGACGGGUAUUCACGGUAGUCGAUCUGCUGGCGACCUGACGCGUGUUCCCACCACGUCAGAUGCUGGUGAUGACGAGGCCGAAGGUACUGGUACAUCCUGGCGUGACAUUGGUCGUGCUGAAGCUCUCUUGUACAGCUCGACAGUGAAGGCGCGAGAAAUUGGUCGUCGUGCGGAAGAGGAAAGGCCUGAGAUUCCCAGGUUUUAUCUCGACACACUCACUCCUGCAGACAGGGACUUGCACAUGUCACAACGUCAGCGAUAUAAGAAACGCGAAUAUUACAUCAUGGCGGCCAAGAAUAUCAUGAGUAAUCUGGACAAUCACUCCUCGGCCUUUAACGAGAAACUCAACCUCUUCAGUACAGAGGUCGCUCCUCGCCUCCACAUGCAACUCCAGACGUUGGAAGACAUGAUCGAGAACAGGAUGACGCCGCAGAUCAGGACGGCGGCCGACCACGCGGGGGAACUGAGCAUGAAAUUGACCACGACGAGUACCCUUGCGGUGAAGGAGCUGAACGAUUCCAUCGAGAAGGCGAUGCGAAACAGGCGAAGAGGUCCAAUCAGACUCUUGCGAUUGUUGCUGUUUGCCGGGAUCGAGUGGACCGUGGUCAGUUUGUUGUGGUUGAUCUGGGCCGUCGUCUCCGUGGUGCGUCUGGUCACCGGUACGUUUCGAGCAGUUGGUGGGGUGGUCAAAUGGGUUCUCUGGAUCAAUUGACAGUUCCGUUAUGUGUUCUGUCAUCGAGUUCUCUUUGAUUUUUUUUUGGAUUUCUUUGGUCCUCUGUCUGAUUUUUUCUUGUUUCUCUCGUGCGCAUUGAACGAGAAAUGUCUAAAGCGAUGCGAAGCGAAAGUCGGCAACCCCAUUUUUUUUCUCUCUUCUAGGAAUGGGACAGGACGGGAUCUUGGGAUUUACAUAGUAUAUAUAUAGUACUCGAAAAGGGAGUAGAAAAUACGCUUAAUGAUGUUGCUU